This is a messenger RNA of Drosophila obscura, 1942 nucleotides long. It is a transcript of the gene T3dh, whose product is annotated as probable hydroxyacid-oxoacid transhydrogenase, mitochondrial. Gene Ontology annotation, molecular function: alcohol dehydrogenase (NAD+) activity; metal ion binding. The transcript is spliced from 5 exons. The record is from RefSeq and is a predicted model, not a curated record. NCBI's taxonomy places the organism in Eukaryota, Metazoa, Arthropoda, Insecta, Diptera, Drosophilidae. Gene Ontology annotation, cellular component: mitochondrion. Bases 132 to 1526 code for a protein of 464 amino acids.
UUAAAUUGCUAAUUGCAAUUAUCCGCCGAUUCAAUUGUUGCUACGAUUAGCCUGUACAUCUAUAAUUUUACGCUCUUCGCGCUAGUCUGCGAAUAUUCUGCCAAUUCUUAAAGUACACAGCUGAGCUAGAGAUGUCGCGCAAAAAUGUCUUGAACUUGAUCAAUACGAUCGUGGCCAAUUCCUGCAAGUGCCCCGCCCACUCAAAUAACUAUGGAUCGGCAGCAGCCACGGGGAUCCAGACGGGACAAAAGGAAUACGCCUUCGAGAUGUCUGCAUCGACGGUGCGCUUUGGACCUGGUGUGAGUGCUGAGGUUGGCGCAGAUUUGCGAAAUUUGGGCGCCAAGAAGGUCUGUCUUGUCACGGAUAAGAAUGUUGCUAAGCUGGCUUCCGUCAAGGUGGCCUUGGACUCCCUCGCCCGCCAUGGCAUAAACUACGAGGUGUACGAAGAGACGCGCGUGGAGCCAACCGAUGCCAGCAUGUGGCAUGCCGCGAAGUAUGCGCGUCAGAACGAAUUCGAUGCAUUCCUCGCCAUUGGCGGCGGCUCCGCCAUGGACACGGCCAAGGCAGCCAAUCUGUUCAGCAGCGAUCGCGAGGCAGAGUUUCUGGACUAUGUCAACUGUCCGAUUGGCAAGGGAAAGGAGAUAUCGGUGAAGUUGAAGCCCUUGAUCGCCAUGCCCACCACCUCGGGAACUGGCUCCGAAACCACUGGCGUGGCCAUCUUCGACUAUAAGCGAUUGCACGCCAAGACUGGAAUCUCCAGCAAAUAUCUCAAGCCGACUCUGGCCAUUAUCGAUCCCCUGCACACGCUCUCGCAGCCCGAACGGGUAAUGGCGUUUGCGGGCUUCGAUGUAUUCUGCCAUGCCUUGGAGAGCUUCACGGCAGUGGAUUACCGCGAGCGAGGGCCAGCGCCGAGUGAUCCCAGUCUGCGACCCACCUAUCAGGGAAGGAAUCCUGUUUCCGAUGUGUGGGCGCGAUUCGCCCUCGAGACGAUACGCAAGAACUUCAUAGAUGCCAUCUACCAGCCGGAGAAUUUGGAGGCUCGAUCCCAGAUGCAUCUGGCCUCGACAAUGGCCGGCGUGGGUUUUGGCAACGCUGGAGUGCAUCUCUGUCACGGACUCUCCUAUCCCAUUUCGGGAAAUGUGAGGGACUACAAGCCCGCUGGCUACCUGGCCGAACAUGCGCUCAUACCGCAUGGCCUCUCCGUUGUGAUAAGUGCACCGGCGGUCUUUGAGUUCACUGCGCCCGCUUGCCCAGACCGUCAUCUGGAGGCGGCCAAGCUACUGGGCGCCAAGGUAGACGGCGUUAAGGCCGCAGAUGCCGGUCGCCUUUUGGCGGACACUGUACGAGGCUUUAUGCAACGCGCUGGCAUUGAAAAUGGCCUCCGCGAACUCGGCUUCUCUAGCAGCGAUGUGCCCAGUCUGGUCGCGGGCACCCUGCCCCAGGAACGGAUCACUAAACUAGCCCCGCGGGCACAGACCCACGAGAACUUGGCCCAACUCUUUGAGAAUUCCAUGGUGGCGUAUUAAAUGAAUGUGCUCGGCACUUACCCACACGCUUGGUCUGUUCGCUUGAAGAAAAAGUGUGAAACUAACGGAUCCAUGCAGCCAAGCUGGUCCCACUGCAGACAGAAGAAGCUUUCAAGCAUACAUACAUACAUACAUAUGUAAGUGCAUCCCCAUUUAUAGUAUAUCUUUGUAUAUCAGAAAAUACCACAAUCAGAAAACAAUCACAGAAAUCUUUUAGCAUUGAAUUCGAUCGAUCGUAUUUCUCCACUCUCAUUGCACCUGAGCUUUGACUCAACGAGCAGUAUUUGUCUGUAUAUUUUUGUGCCUGUUUUUUUUUAUUUUAAUGGGUCAUUCAGAGAAACUGGGAGCAGCUCGAUUUUCCAUUCUGAAGAGCGAGUUUUCGUAUAUUUAUGUGAAAUAUUAUAAUUUUGAAAAUG